AUGCACGCUACUUCGCCAAAUGGUUCCACUUUCAACCAUAUUACAGUCAAGGAGCUCCACCCCACAUUUGGUGCUGAGAUCUCUGGUGUUGACUUCUCAGCUCCUUUGACAGAGGAGGUAUUCGCGGAAAUCCUCGCUGCCAUCACUAAGUAUGGUGUCAUCGUCUUUCGCAGCACCUCCCUUACAGAUGAACGUCAUGUCGCAUUUGCCAGGCAAUUUGGGGAACUAGACGACGUGAAGCCAUACAUUGCUGCGGGUCGUAAACAUCGACUUGAAUUUGACGAGCUCUUUGAUGUGAGCAACGUGGCGGCCGACGGCUCCAUUCUAGAUCCAGAUACUCCGCGUGGGCAAUCAAAUAAGGGCAAUGAGCUAUUUCAUGUGGAUUCAAGUUUCAACCCCCGCCGCGCUGGAUAUUCAUUACUGCUAGCACAUGAGUUACCUCCCCAAGGAAUGGGGGGACAUACCGCAUUUGCGGACACCCGGACCGCGUUUGACGACCUGCCCAGUGAUCUUAAGGAGGAGCUCUUGAACAAAGACUAUAUUGCCGACCAUUCGAUGCACCAUUCUCGAAAAUUAGCCGCCCCCGAAUUCUUUGCGGACGUCAACCCUUCAGAUUAUCCUAUGGGCCGACACAAACUGGUUCAGCGCCAUGAAGCUUCUGGCCGCAUGAAUCUCUACACUGCAGCACAUAUACAUCACAUUGAAGACCUAGAGCCACAAAAGUCACAAAAGCUAAUUGAUGACCUCUUCCAACAUGCGUCUCAAAAGAAAUAUGUAGUCGAAAUCGAGUGGAACGGCCCAGGCGAUUUAGUGAUUUGGGAUAACACAUGUACCAUGCACCGAGCAGUUGGAGGGCCUUUCCUUCGCAAAUACAAGCGGGAUAUGAGGAGAUGCACCGUGCAUGACUCAAGCUCCCAAGCAUGGGGACUGAAUGAGCAUACGGAUGUGAGGCAAGGCUUGCCAUAA
Venustampulla echinocandica is the source of this 966-nucleotide messenger RNA. RefSeq lists its product as uncharacterized. The record is from RefSeq and is a predicted model, not a curated record. Bases 1 to 966 code for a protein of 321 amino acids. The transcript is spliced from 3 exons. NCBI's taxonomy places the organism in Eukaryota, Fungi, Ascomycota, Leotiomycetes, Helotiales, Pleuroascaceae. Gene Ontology annotation, molecular function: oxidoreductase activity.